AUCUCCUCGUUGCUCUAAACUUCUCCCCCGUACCGAGAAGUCAUUGUAGCAGAAAAAGUAACCAAUUUUAGACCCCUUGGAUCUCAUCUAAUUUUCGAGUUAAAACACGUCUGAGAACACGUUGAGCCAUCAGAAUGGUGAAAAUGAGUACAGAAACCAAGGCGCGCCUUUCAAUGGUGUUCGGCGUCACCAAAUUCGUCUUCCAUUGGGGCUUUGUGCCUACCGUUCUCUAUAUGGGAUUCAAGAAAGGAGCUGACCCUGGAAUGCCCGAUUUACAAUUAUUACAGUUGCUGUGGAUGUGAAUUUUUCUAUUUAUUAAAUUACAUCAUUCCAUUUGCUGUAUGUUCUCACAACUCAUCCAAAUUGAAGAAAGAAAAAUAUAUAAUUAUUAUUACUAGAGCCGUCUUUACAUUGUGUUUUGCUAAAUAAAACUUCUUAGAAUAGUUCAAGAA
This is a messenger RNA of Frankliniella occidentalis (western flower thrips), 452 nucleotides long. It is a transcript of the gene Tom7, whose product is annotated as mitochondrial import receptor subunit TOM7 homolog. Bases 135 to 302 code for a protein of 55 amino acids. Gene Ontology annotation, cellular component: mitochondrial outer membrane translocase complex. Gene Ontology annotation, biological process: protein import into mitochondrial matrix. NCBI's taxonomy places the organism in Eukaryota, Metazoa, Arthropoda, Insecta, Thysanoptera, Thripidae. The record is from RefSeq and is a predicted model, not a curated record. The transcript has 3 exons.